AAACCCACCAACUGGAAAUCGUGGCCGGCGUUGGAGGCCCAAAAAUCGGCGUCCACCGACAGGUGCUUCUUUAUAAUGAUUGAUGUUAUAUUCCUAAAGACGCCUGUCGCAGCACACAUAGUGCUCAUGCUGGCCACCACGGAGGACGGCUCCUUGAAGAAGGUGGUCUACACGAAAGCCUAGACAGUUUGAUGCUCGGGAGGUGUUGGAAUGCUUGCUGGCAGUGGUCAACGAACUCCGAGGCCUGGGCAUCGAGGACCACCUGCUGGCCAUCGUUGCAGACGAAGGAACGAACAAUGCCCUCCUUGUGGAGGCGGGGUACCCCGUGCUUGUGGACCUCCACCACCUCAUCAAGAGGAUGGACACCAACAUGGUCUACGUUGAUGUCGUCCUCCAGGCGGUCCACAACAACGCCAUCAACGCGGUGUUCCGCCAAAAUAACGGAGCCGAAAAGUUCGCCACCAUCCGCGCCAUGACGGACAGCAUCCCAGCCGCCGCCAGGACAAGAAUCCUGUUUGAAAUAAAGGAGGUGGAACGGGUGGUGUGCAGCGCUCCUUAACAAGUAUCAUUGCGGCUGCCGGCCCAAAAGAGGCCAGUCAGCUGGUGUCUCUAAAAAGAAAGGCGUACAAUUUACUGUCGAUUAAAAUGGAGACCAUCACCAAGCGAGGACUCGCUCUGCGGCAGGGGACGGCGUUCGAAGAUGAUCUCGACAUAGACGGGAUCCUGGCUGACCACGCCGAGGCCGAGCAGGUGGAGCCCGCGGCGGAUGAGCCAGUGAGGGCCGAGCAGGAGGAGAUUCUGGAGGCGGAGAUCCUGCAAAUCUUGAACGAAGGUGCAACACUGCUGGAAGAGCCUCCUGCGCGGGAGGAACCUGUGCAUUCCGACCAGGAUGAGGCCGAGCUGGAGGCGGAGAUCCUGCAAAUCUUGAACGAAGGUGCAACACUGCUGCAGGAGCCCGCGCAGGAGGCCGAGGAUCAAGGGGCGUGCAGUGCCAGUGCAGCACUGCCGUUCCUGCAGGAGGAGCCGACACGGCGAAGGGCUCGGUAUAUCUGCUCCAUUUGCUUGGAGCAGUGCAAAACGUCCGUCGGACUUUUCAAUCACCAAAAGCAGUGCAACAAAUCUGAGUAUAAGUACGUGUGCGGCUGUGGCCGAUUGACCAAGACGAACCAACAGAUGUCAGGGCACAAACGCUUCUGUAUCCGAGCUCACCGCGUGCGAGGGUCUCUCUAGCAGUUAAGUAAAAAGCCGUUGGUCGCAAUUUUACAUUUCAUUUAUGGUAGAAUAGGAGAAGCCUAAGCCAAAAAAGCCGAAACCACCGUAUUACUCACCUGUUAGUACCAACAGCCAAUCAAGUCACCUAGAUCUAGCAAUUAAUCAAUUAUCGAUGGGGAAGCUGCAAAACCCGAGCCCUGCCGCCGCAACUGGCUUUGACACCUUCGAUGAAACCGUAUGUGGGCAUUCGACCAUGAAACGGACGGAGGAGUGCCACAUCCAGGUCCAGUUGCUGAACGGUGUCGGUGUUAUAUACAUAUAUAUUAUCUAUUAGUUUUAGGCGCCACAAUUUUUUAAAUAACAUUGUAUUAAAAAGUCAUCUUAAUCAACAUUAAACUCAUUAUUUGUUAACUUGAAUUGUUAUUAUUUGUUAAAUUAAAAUUGUUCCGCUUCAGCGCAAAGAUCGGACUCUUGUGCUCUUUA
Drosophila kikkawai is the source of this 1695-nucleotide messenger RNA. RefSeq lists its product as uncharacterized. NCBI's taxonomy places the organism in Eukaryota, Metazoa, Arthropoda, Insecta, Diptera, Drosophilidae. The record is from RefSeq and is a predicted model, not a curated record.